This is a messenger RNA of Empidonax traillii (willow flycatcher), 993 nucleotides long. It is a transcript of the gene MSRB2, whose product is annotated as methionine sulfoxide reductase B2. NCBI's taxonomy places the organism in Eukaryota, Metazoa, Chordata, Aves, Passeriformes, Tyrannidae. The transcript is spliced from 6 exons. Gene Ontology annotation, molecular function: peptide-methionine (R)-S-oxide reductase activity. Gene Ontology annotation, cellular component: cytoplasm. The record is from RefSeq and is a predicted model, not a curated record. Gene Ontology annotation, biological process: response to oxidative stress; protein repair.
CCUCAGAGAGCACAUCCCUUCGCCAUCCCUCGAUCGGUGAGAGCAAUGCCUGUAACAUGCAUCCAGGACAGCGACAGCACUUUGGCAUGCAAGCACCAGAUUUGUUCUCCUUAAAAACAACCUAUAAUGGCUGCAAGCAAUUGCCUCAGCAGGAUUUUGUUAUAUUUAUGGCUGCACCGAUUGUUGACUUUUUUUUUUUAAGCUGAUCUCUUUGCCUCUCGGUAAGAAGUCUGACAGCUCAGGCCGAGCGCAGGGAUCACGCUCGGCGCCUUUCCCAGUCCCGCCCCCCCGACAUGGCGGCGCGGCUGCCCCUCAGGCUGCUCGGGAGCCGCGGCCUCCUCCCCGUCCUGCUCCGCUCCGGCGGCUGCGCCCGCGCUGCCCACAGGGGCACAGACAAAGGGUCUCUGACUAAACAAGCUGAAGCAAGUGCUACUACAGACUGGAAAAAGAAAUUGACUCCGGAGCAAUUCUAUGUUACAAGAGAAAAAGGAACUGAACCGCCAUUUAGUGGGAUCUACCUGAAUAACACGGAAUCGGGAAUAUACUACUGCGUGUGCUGCAAUGCUCCACUCUUCAGCUCAGAAAAGAAGUACAAUUCUGGGACUGGAUGGCCGUCGUUUUCUGAGGCUUAUGGUACUUGUGGCAGAGAUGAAAGUAAGACCAAUAUCAUGAGACGACCAGAUAAGUCAUUGGGAUUAACUAGAACUGAAGUUGUCUGCAAACAGUGUGACGCCCAUCUAGGCCAUGUGUUUGAUGAUGGUCCCACACCUUCUGGGCAGAGGUUCUGUAUCAACAGUGUUUCAUUAAGCUUCAAACCAGGCUCUGGUCGGUGAGACGAUCUCUGUGGCUUACAGAAUGUCCUUUCUCUGCUUGUACACCAUGUGUGAAAAACUGUCAUGCUUUUAGUAUAUAACCCAAAUUUUAGUUCUUAUGCCAUGUAGCUUUGUUUUCCAGUUAUUAUUUUUGUUAAUAAAAUACAUAUUUUUGUCAUAA